Messenger RNA from Drosophila obscura, 720 nucleotides. It is a transcript of the gene Vha13, whose product is annotated as V-type proton ATPase subunit G. The record is from RefSeq and is a predicted model, not a curated record. Gene Ontology annotation, biological process: proton transmembrane transport. The transcript is spliced from 3 exons. NCBI's taxonomy places the organism in Eukaryota, Metazoa, Arthropoda, Insecta, Diptera, Drosophilidae. Gene Ontology annotation, cellular component: vacuolar proton-transporting V-type ATPase complex. The coding region runs from base 94 to 447 and encodes 117 amino acids. Gene Ontology annotation, molecular function: proton-transporting ATPase activity, rotational mechanism.
UUUCGACCAGCAAAUAAUUCCAUCGUCGUCGUCGUCACUUGCUUUUUUCUUCUUGGUCAGCACAGCACGUAAAACGUAAAGCCAACUUAAAAGAUGGCCAGCCAAACGCAGGGAAUCCAGCAGUUGCUCGCUGCAGAGAAGAAGGCCGCCGAGAAGGUGGCAGAGGCAAGGAAACGCAAGGCAAGGAGGUUGAAGCAGGCCAAGGACGAGGCCACCGAGGAGAUUGAGAAGUUCCGUCAGGAGCGCGAGCGCGCCUUCAAAGAGUUCGAGGCCAAGCACAUGGGCAGCCGGGAGGGCGUUGCUGCUAAAAUCGAUGCGGACACCCGCGUGAAACUGGCUGACAUGGACCGUGCCAUCGUGACGCGCAAGGAGCCCGUCAUCCAGGAGAUCCUACAGUUCGUCUACAACAUCUCACCCGAGGUGCACAAGAACUACAAUGCCAAGUAGGGAGUGGGACAUAGUGCCUCCAUUAUCCGUAUUCGCAUCCGUAUCCAUCUCUGACGGCGACGUUUCUGAUGUAAAUUCAAUGUCCAAGUUCAACUCUAAUGCAUAAUUUAGCCCCAUAAUAAUAGUGGAAACAAUAUGAAACACUACUGUAUUAUUAUUCCAUAAAUUAAAGUGCAAAAAUUCGUUGUUGUUCCCCUUUAAAAUUGAGAGUUGGAGAUAUGAAUUAUUCUGUUAAAUGUUCUGUUCAAUACACGUUGUUAAUUUUAUUUGAAA